AUGAGCCGGGGCCCGGCAGGGUGGAAGCUGCCGGAAGUCCUGCACGGAGAGUGGCCCGACAGCACCAGCGCACCAUUGGAGAUAGUGCUGCUAGACAAGGUGUCCACAGGCUUCCCCAGUGUGGUGCAACUGCUGGAGUGGUUUGAGCUCCCCAUGCACAUCGUGAUGGUGCUGGAGCGCCCAGAACGGUGUGAGGACCUGCAGCGUUCCAUUCGGGCACGGAGGUUCCUGUCCGAGGAAGAGGCGCGGGAGCUUUUCCGGCAGGUGCUGGAGGCCGUGCGGCACUGCACCAGCUGCGGGGUCCUGCACAGAGAUAUCAAACCAGAGAACAUCCUGGUUGACCUGGACACCGGGCAGGCAAAGUUGAUCGACUUCGGCUGUGGCACCUACCUGCAGGACACAGCCUACACUCAAUUUGCAGAUGAGCCCAUCUAGAGGUAGGCUCCUGGUCCCAUCAUCUCCUGGCCCAACAUCUCAUGGCCCAACCAGGGUGUGGCAGCAGGGAUUCUC
This is a messenger RNA of Poecile atricapillus (Black-capped chickadee), 510 nucleotides long. Its product is annotated as serine/threonine-protein kinase pim-1-like. The transcript is spliced from 2 exons. Gene Ontology annotation, cellular component: cytoplasm. Lineage: Eukaryota; Metazoa; Chordata; Aves; Passeriformes; Paridae. Gene Ontology annotation, molecular function: protein serine/threonine kinase activity; ATP binding. Gene Ontology annotation, biological process: negative regulation of apoptotic process; protein autophosphorylation; regulation of mitotic cell cycle. The record is from RefSeq and is a predicted model, not a curated record. The coding region runs from base 1 to 435 and encodes 144 amino acids.